Messenger RNA from Eupeodes corollae, 525 nucleotides. RefSeq names its product protein GVQW3-like. Lineage: Eukaryota; Metazoa; Arthropoda; Insecta; Diptera; Syrphidae. The record is from RefSeq and is a predicted model, not a curated record. Gene Ontology annotation, molecular function: nucleic acid binding. Bases 1 to 525 code for a protein of 174 amino acids. The transcript has a single exon.
AUGGAAGAAUUGAAGAGUCAAAGAAUUUGUAAAUUUUGCGUUUUAAAUGACUUAAAUUGUAACAAUGUGUGUGAAAUGUUACAAAAGGCCUAUGGUGAGUCCGCUAUGAAAAAAACAAGUGUUUACGAGUGGUAUAAGCGAUUCCAAGAUGGCCGCGAACACAAUACGUCAAUAAUAAUCGAUGAAAAUAUGAAAAAAGUGGAAAAAAUGGUUAUAAAUGAUCGCCGAAUCACAAUUAGAGAAGUUGCUGAUAAAAUUGGCAUAUCAAAUGGCUCAUCUCAUAACAUUUUUUCAUAUGUUUUGGGCAUGAAACGAGUGGCAGCAAAAUUCAUUCCAAAACUGCUGAAUUUUGAGCAAGAAAACAAUCUCAUAAGUAUCGCUCAGGAUCUGUUAAAUGACGUCAACGACGAUCCAAGCUUGCUUGAAAGAGUCAUAACUGGUGAUGAAACAUGGGUGUACGGCUAUGAUGUCGAAACCAAGUCACAAUCGUCCACUUGGAAGCAUCCAACGUCACCAAGAGCGUAA